AUGAUCACACAAUGCUCUUCUCCACAGGGACAAAGCGAGUCCAAUGGGGUGAGAUACAAACGCUUCAGAAGGAGGAUCCUCCAGAAGGGCAGCGGCCAGGGUCCUGCUGCCAGCACACCAGUGGCCCCUGGGUGGCAGUGUGAUCCAGGCUUUGAGUUUGACAACGUCUGCAGGAGGCUGGAACUGGAAUCUCCUCCCAGAGUUCAGGAGAGCAAGACUAAAGUCCAACAAGGAAACCUUCAAGAAGUGGCUUUAACUGUGGAGGACGGCAGUGGGUCAGUCGUAGCCCUGGACACCCCAAAUACCACUCAGGGGAGCCCAGUCAGAACCAGAGGACUGACUGACAUGGGAAAGUCCCCGGAACAGGUGGAGUGGGUGUGGAGGACAGCAGUUGAAGCACAGAGGAACCCUCAACUGACUGGUUUGGAGGAGAAAAGGCCCGACUUCCUGCCUUUUGCGAGUUUGACCACCGGCUCGAGUGGUGAGGGACAGUCAGUGAGGACCUUGGCGGCCCCGUCAAUCCUAAACAAUUACUACACAAGCCUUCUCGACUGCAGUUGUAAUGGCAUGAUCGCAUUGGCGCUGGGCUCAUCUGUUUACAUCUGGAAUUCAGAAACUCACUCCCUGGUGGGACAUUUGGUGCCCGGUCCAGACCCGGGCCGGCUGCACUCUAACAAUCUGUCCAUCUCAUGUCUGUGCUGGAGCCGAGACGGCAGAACUCUCUGCAUGGGGACCAGACUGGGACAAGUGCAGCUGUGGGACGUUGACCACAAGCAGAACAUGAGAUACCUGAAAUCACAUCAGUCUGGGGUGUCAGCCCUUUCUUGGAAACAGCAUCUACUAAGCAGCGGUUCUACUCUGGGACACGUCCAUCACUUUGACCUCCGGGCUCCUUCAUCCAUGGUAGGUGCAACCGUUCAGAGGGAGUCGAUCUGCAGUCUGGAGUGGUCACCGGGAGGUGACCAGCUGGCCAGUGGCUCCCCUGAUGGCCUUCUCCAUAUCUGGGAUGGGGAUGUCUCAGGGAUAAAAUGGUCACGUCAGCCAGUCAGGACAAUGGAACAGCCCAGUGCUGUUAAGGCAUUGGGAUGGUGUCCAUGGCAGAGAGAUGUUAUUGCUACAGGAGGAGGAUGGAAAGACGGCGAGCUUAGAAUCUGGAACACACAUUCUGGGACUUGCUUGACUUCCGUCAAUACAAAUUCACAGAUCUGUUCUCUUCGAUGGGCUGAAAAGAGGAAAUGUCUUGUCACGGGUCAUGGUCUUCCCCAUUGCCAAGUCACCUCCUGGAACUGGGAGUUUCCCUCGCUCACCCAAAUCUGCCAGCUCACAGGUCAUGUUGAAAGAGUUCUACACGUGGCCAUAAACCCCCAAAACACUCACAUCUUCUCUGCCGGAGCAGAUCAGCGCUUUCACAUCUGGGACCUGUAGAACUAUUUUAAUGUGGAGGCUUCCUGAUCUCUGACUCUCUGUUCUGGACUAAA
Molecule: messenger RNA, 1478 nt
Organism: Menidia menidia (Atlantic silverside)
Lineage: Eukaryota; Metazoa; Chordata; Actinopteri; Atheriniformes; Atherinopsidae
Source: the annotation of a GenBank genome assembly